Molecule: messenger RNA, 6414 nt
Organism: Kwoniella botswanensis
Lineage: Eukaryota; Fungi; Basidiomycota; Tremellomycetes; Tremellales; Cryptococcaceae
Exons: 12
Coding region: 1-6414 (2137 amino acids)
Biological process (GO): nuclear-transcribed mRNA catabolic process, nonsense-mediated decay
Cellular component (GO): cytoplasm
Molecular function (GO): RNA helicase activity
Source: RefSeq, a predicted model, not a curated record
AUGUCGGACGACCCAAUCCUCGCUAAAGAGGUGGGGGCCGUUUUGAAAUCGCGAGCAGCGAGUCAAGAGAAACCAUCAGAUAGCGAUCUAUUACCAGUCUAUCGAUACCUCGUUCCUACUUCCACUUCAACCUCCAGUGAACAGAAGGAAACACACUGGUUUUGCGACAAGGCGAAAUCUGCCCUACACAGGGAAUCGGCUACAUACCUCAUCUUCUUGUUUGCUUUUCAAAGGCAAGGAACUUCGAAAGCAUGGGUUGAUAGGUUGGAAGAGAUUCUGUUGGGGUGUGAAGGAUGUGCGAGAGCCUUUGGGGGAGCAAGACGGACACUGGGAUCGAAAUAUCUAUCCAAAUGGCCACCUCAUGUCAGAAUCAACUUUUUCGCAGCUGUUGAUCGAUGGCAAUCAGCUCUAAUCCUCAAUCAUGUUGGAGAUGCUACUAAAACAGCUUAUGGAUCCUCCUCUUCGUCCAUACCAACCCUGUACACCCUCGAUCGUCCAGUUAUCCAGCUUUUAUUGGGCGAACCAUCCCUGCUCAAUGAUCAUAAUGAUACCGGAAUAUCCUCCUUGGUUGACGAAGCUGUUUCUUCCACUUCGACUUCAUCCUCAAUAACGUCCAUGGGACUUUCACCUCUAUUGAUCAAAUUGCUCUCUUCACCUAACGAAGGCCGAAAGAAAUGGGCGUUGUCACAACUCCCACCAGCCUCUCGCCGACCUGUAUCUUUUAGCGAUUGGUGUUCGCUGGGCAUCGGGUAUGAGAUCCAAGAACUGUAUAACGGAAAAGUAGAAAUAGAUGAAGGGGACAGAUGGAAGAUGGUGGAAGCACUUCUGAGAGACAGGGUAUUACACGAUCAAACGAUAGAAAAGGGUUUACUGGGUGGUCAGUUGGAAGAAGAUCCAAAGGGAAGAAAAGGACGAGGAUUGAUGUCUGCUCUCAGCACGUUACUCGGAAGUGAUGUACCUUACUUUCCUGAGCUAUUAUCUUGCUUUUCUACCCUGCUUGAAAUCAGUCCCAAUAGACAUAUCUGGUCAUUUGAUCCAUCUCCCGAACUCCCUCACACCCUCUUCUCGGAAAUUCGCUCAAAUCCUGCUUUCCAAGUUCUUCUCGAACGACACUAUUCAGAUGUCCCUGAUACCGUAGAUCUGACUGUAAACGACGCAUUUACAAGAAUAGAUAAGGGAAAAGGGAAGAAGAAGGAGAGCAAUGGUCCGAUAGAUUGGACAAGCGAUUUCUUAGUCUCUUUGGUUGAUGCUGAGAAAACUUCGGCAACAAUGAAGGAUGAACAGAAGCCAGGCGGAUUCUCAGAAGCUUUAGCGAUUACCAUGAACUUCGCCUUCCAGGAGAUGCAACAUACUCGUCUAUCAGGAGGUCUUAGAGCGGCUGCCGCAUCGGCUGGCUGCGAGGCCUUGAUGAAGGUAUACCAAGCUCUAUCCACCGAUGACGUCGCCCUUGCUAUCGUCCUCAACUCAACGAUCGAUCUUCAUUCGACUUUCAUCACAACAGUAGCCCUUCGACACAAGAAUCACCCUCUUCCCGUAUGGUCACAUGCACGUAGUUCCGCCUGUAACCUCAUCGCCACAUGUUUUAUAUCAGACGGGGAGUCUGCCAUACGGAGCGUUUUAGCUAUGGCGACCGCUUCACAUACUGAGAAGAAGCGAUUGCAGAAGAAAAAGCGUAGUAAAGGGGAUGUUCCACCUGCGACCCGCAUCGAGCGUUUACCGCAUGCUUCUAUCAAGAAAGAACUAUGGAGCAUGGCGUAUGAAGCACUGUCUCCGACGGACGUAUCUGGAGCUGCCAUCAUACUCAAGUCCAUCGCCCCUUUUGCUCAUCUAGAGGUUAUAGAUAGGCAGAAUUCAUGGAAGUAUGAGGGUCUUGAGGAGGUGUUGAAAAAGGAAGAAUGGGUGGACGCCAUACGAUCUGUCAAUACAACAAUCAGAGGAAGUCGAGAAUCUUUCCCAAGAGCAAUUGAAUCAUUGGCUAUGCAAGCAAAUCCCGAUAUCGUCAAAUCGCUCUGGGCACAAGAGGGCGUACCGAGAGCCGUCACUAUACUACUAUUGUCACCCGAUGAUGAGGUCCAUACACCCAUCAUCACGCUAAUCCAACAAUCUUUUGAAGAUGUCGAUGAUCGAGCGGAUUGUUUUCGAGCUUUACUUCAACAGUAUCCAGAUAUGGCGAUGGAUGGAUUGACAGAGUUCUUACGCACGUUCAUCCAAACCGCCAGUAUUACGCCUGAAUCAUGCUCGCUGGCCAAAUGGCUGGUCCGAUGUUUUCACGAUGUGUUAGAGGCUUUAUGCACUGGUUCUGGAUCAUCCGAAGCUCUUUUGCAAACUACCGAUUUCUUAAGCAGUUUUGCUGAAGGCAAAAGUAUGCCCAAACGUAUAGAAGAAUUAUGGCACCUUAUGACCACCUCUCUAGCCCUCAUCUUCAAGCGGACCUUGGAUUGGGCACCGCUGUUCGAGAAUGAAGUCAUGAUAGAUUGGAUGCGAGAUGCUCUAAUUUUUGGCAGACAGAUGACAUAUCACAUCAGAGCGUUUGAGGGAGCUGUGCUGGGACAGUCUGGAAGCUGGAAGCUAGAAGAAGGGUCAUCAUCACCAGUCAAGGUCACCUCGGUUGGGAAGAAGAUGACGAGACAGCUUGAGAUGAUCUUGACGGACCUGAUACUCUGGUUGAGACUUACGGACGUCGAAACGCUUUUCCAGACGCACCAGCUCAUCAAGACAAUCCUCGGUCGGAUCGCUCGAUCUUCCACCGACCUUUCCAGAAACCCAUCACUCGAGAAAACGUUACAAGAAAUAGAUAAAUUCUGUCGAAAAGCAUCACGAAGUUAUACGAGUCGGUUGACCGACGAUCGAUUAUCCGAGUUAUCUGACCUGUUAGCACCAUUCAAUCUGGCCGAUACAGAUGAGAUCCAAUUCGUCAAGCAAGUAUCUGCUGGUACGGCAACUCCGGAACCCGAAGCUUCGAAACCGAAAGCCAAACCUGUCAUGCGCAAUGCUUUCGAGGAAAUGAUGAAGGCUUCCGGUAAAACACCUCCAGCGAAAGAGAAGCCUAAAUCAGUCGCGCCAGCACCAAAGAGCAGCGACGUUGACGACUUCGAUGACGACUUCCUCAGUAAUCUCUCAGCCACAGACUUGGACAUCAUCGAGAAGCGAGCGAAGAUUUCUGCCAAAGAUGGAAAAUCAACGAUCUCACGAGGAUCCGCGCCACCCAAGCUAUCUACAUCUGCUCGACCCCAGAUACCCUCCAACAAACUUCAUGUCAACCUCACGCACAAACCUGUGCCUGUACCCAAGACUGCCACCUCAUUCACAUCAAAGUUCAUGCGAGAAAUGAAGAUGCAACACAACCAAUCCGUCUCGGAAAGGAAGAGAACAGAAAUCGGUGGUGUUGUACCAAGACUUCCUGCUGCUUCAGCUUUGGGUACUGGUCUUGGUGCAUAUACCGGAUCAAGACCUAAAGUGGUAGAACCAGUUGAUAGUGGAUCCAGUGCAUCCGAAUCGUCCGAAGACGAGAAAGGAGCUAUGACCAAUCUGGUAGCCAAGCAGAGACCCUUACCACAGAUCAAACCAGUCGAGAAGAGAUCCAUCAAGAUUAUUGGUUCCGACACCAAUGAGAUACUACGUCGUAAUGAAGAAAGAAGAGCUCGUGCUCAUGCGACUAAAAUGAGAUUGAAACCCGAUCUCAAUCCUCUCUAUCGAUAUGUACUAUCAUGGAAUCCGGAUCAUUCAGGUUCGAUCGCACCUCACGGACCGAAAUAUGCCAAUGAAUUAUCAAACAUGAGAAAUGUCCCUACAACAUUCGGUAGUGCAAAACAGUAUGAACAAGUCAUGCUUCCGUUGUACCUUCAGGAAUUGUGGUCUCAAUGCAACAAAGAAGGAUCGAAUACCACUGGAUUGCCAGUUCCCGUAGAAGUCUCAUCGAGGCAGUACGAAGAUGAUUUUAUCGAAAUUGACUUGACUGUCGUAGGACCAGGUGGGGAUUUCUUCGUUAAUGAAACGGAUGUAGUUACUCUUCGACAACCUGGAAAUCCAAAUGCCAUCUUCGCCAAAGUUCAAGCUUAUAAGAGGAAACCCAAAGAAAUCGCGAUCAAGAUCAAGAUAUUGGCUAGUAUGGAUCAGAAAGAGUUGUCGGGAAGAUCGAAGUGGCAACUGAAGAAACAUCUAUCGCUCAGCACUGCCGUUCGAGAAUUUGCGGCUCUGAAAGGGUUCCCGUUCUACGAUUCAUCUCUGUUGCAAGAUGCUUUAGCUGGUCGGACCGCACCAAUGCCUAAACUAGCUCUUGAUGAUAUCGAAGACGCAAUGAAAUCGUAUGAUGUCAAUGAACCACAAGCCAGGGCUAUAUUGGGCGCAUCACAUGUCAAAGGGUUUGCGCUUAUCCAAGGUCCUCCUGGUACAGGUAAGACCAAAACCAUUAGUGGUCUAGUGGGCAAAUGGAUGUCUGAGCGAAGGACUCCGAUGUCAAUUGAUGGUCGGCCUCCACCCAAGCUCAAGCUUUUAGUCUGUGCCCCUUCCAAUGCAGCCAUCGACGAAGUUUGUAAACGUCUAAUCCUGGGUGUACCGGGCUCUGAAGGUAGUCGACUGAAUCCCACCAUAGUCCGAAUUGGUAUCGAUGCAUCAGUGAACAUAGCCGUCAAGGAUGUCUCGCUUGAUAGUUUGGUAGAAGCUAGAGUGAACGUUGAGACAGUUGGAAAAGAUGGUGGGAGCGAAUACUCCAGAAUCCAAGGUGAACUAGAUUCGGUCAAACAGCAGAUCAAAGAGAAGCAAGAACAGCUCCGUUUAGUCCAAAGCCAUGAUGAGAAACGUAAGAUCGUCGAAACUGAAUAUCAAGCUUUGGUCACCAGGCGUACUCAGCUUGGUCAAGCAUCCUCAAGAGCUAAAGAUGCUGCUCGUGAUGCAACUAGACAUUUGGAUGGUGCUAGACGAGCAGCUAAGGAGCAGAUCCUGAAUGAAGCGGACAUUAUCUGCGCUACUUUGUCUGGAGCAGGGCAAGAUACUCUUUCUGCGCAUACAUUCGAGACUGUCAUCAUCGAUGAAGCUGCUCAGGCUAUAGAGAUGAGUUGUUUGAUCCCCUUGAAAUAUGGCUGUAAGAGGUGUAUCAUGGUAGGAGACCCUAACCAAUUACCGCCUACGACCUUCAGUGUGGAAGCAGAUAGAUAUCAUUACAACGAAUCACUCUUCGUUCGAAUGACCAAACACGAUUCUUCCCAAGUAUCUCUCCUGAGUAUUCAAUACCGAAUGCACCCUUAUAUAUCCGAAUUGCCAUCCAAAGUCUUCUAUAAUGGCCAAUUGAAGGACGGCCCUGACAUGGCCAAAAAAACAGCUGCGAUAUGGCAUCAACGUAAUGUUUUUGGACCAUAUAGGUUCUUCAAUGUGAAUGGAAAUGAAAUCAAAGCUGGUACCUCCACAAAAAACACUGAAGAAGCCCUAGCUGCUGUUGAUCUUUAUAGAAGACUGAAUUCGGAUUUCGGCAUGAAGAUCGAUUUGACAAUGAGAAUAGGUGUGAUCUCGAUGUAUAAAGAACAAUUGUGGGAAUUGAAAAGAAAGUUUACGGAAACGUUUGGAUCUCAGAUAUUGGAGACUAUCGACUUCAACACUGUCGAUGGUUUCCAAGGUCAAGAGAAGGAUAUUAUCAUUCUAUCAUGCGUUCGUUCCGGUCCUAACAUACGUACAAUUGGUUUCUUGAAGGAUGCGAGACGUAUGAACGUCGCUUUGACUCGUGCCAAGAGCUCUUUGUUCGUUUUUGGGAAUGGACCAACCCUGGAGAGGAGUGAUGAGAGAUGGAAGAUCAUUAUUGGGGAUGCGAGGGAGAGAGGUUUCUAUAUCAAUUAUACUUCUUCUACUUUCGGUCCAGAAGCUCUUGAUCCUCCACCAGCCAAGAAAAAGAAGAAGGAUCGUCUAUCAGAUGGAAAGUCAAGAUCUGUCUCAACUAUACCGCCUUCCCCUGACAGCUUAUUGCCACCCAAGGCACUCGCGGCCGAGAUGAACGUCAUCAAGAGGAAAGCAAGCAUGGAUGGUGUCAAAGAAGAAAAGAAGAGGAAAGUUUCAGAUUCUCCAGAAUUUGAAUCAGGCAAUGUGCCUCCAUCAAAGCAACCAAUUCCGACCGCUCCACGAUCGGUCCCUGUACCUGUUCCAUUGUCGAAGCCUGGUAUUACUAAUGGUCAUGGCGUAUCAUCAGACUCGAAGGCUAUGUCAACUGGUCCCCGUCCUCGACAUAACGUUGCCAAUGGUAUGCCCACUGCCCCUUCGCGACCUCCCCAACCUACAGGUCCGCCUCCGCCCCCGCCGCCUCAACGGCCUCCAGAGGACGUUUUAUUCAUCAAGAAGAAGAAAAAACCCAAUCGACCUGGUAAUACCGGUCCUAGUACGGGCACAAACGUCCGUGCAGCAAUGAAUGAACGAUACGGUGGCCGGCCGUAA